CCUACAUAAAAGCUCUUCUUCUAUGCUACACUUUCGCUGCUAGUUUAGUAGAGAGCAUCGGAGAUUCGCCGAAAAUGGAGUCCUGUUGGCCGGAACACUUGCCUUCCGAUCGGAAAAAGGCGAUCGAUGAGCUGAUGAAAGGUCGCGAAUUUGCUAAGCAGCUUAAAGUUGUCCUUUGUGAUUCCAUUGGAGAAGAUGGAUCUAUGCCUGCUGAAGAUCUUGUCGUGAAGAUCUUGAAUUCUUUCACGAGUAGUCUUUCUAUAUUGAAUAGAGCUGAGACUGAUGAGGUCUCACAAUUUCCGGCGAGUACUCACGUAGGUUCGCCUUGUUGGGAUGGCCGGAAAUCUGAAGAUUCCGGCGAGAGUAGCAAAAGUACUUCCACGAGGAAGGAUCGGAGAGGAUGCUAUAAGAGGAGAAGGACUUCCCACUCAUGGAUAAAAAACAGUCCUGAACUAGUGGAUGACGGCCAUGCAUGGAGAAAAUAUGGACAGAAAGUGAUCCUGAAUGCUAAAUAUCCACGGAACUACUUUAGGUGCACUCACAAAUUUGAACAGGGUUGCCAAGCAACGAAGCAAGUUCAAAGAACUGAAGAGGAACCUCCUAUGUACCGAACAACCUACUAUGGCCACCAUACAUGCAAGAACUUGCUCAAGGCUUCUCACCUUUUCUUGGAUGCUCCUGAUGCUACCGAUUCUUCUAUGCUACUAAGCUUUGGCAAUGGCCGCCACCACCACCUCACAAACAAACAAGAUACCCCUUUUUUCUCAUCCUUCCAGUCAGUAAAACAGGAGAACAAUAACGAAUUGCCAAAUGAUCAUGAUCAUCAUCUUACCCACAACCAGUCAUCUUCCUCCGAUUAUCUUCUCUCUCCUGAAGAUCAUUUGUCAACUUUGGAUCCAGCGGAUGUGAUUUCUGGGGUUAACUCGUCUUGCACCACUAGCACUACUACCCAUCGCAGUUUGGACCUUGACAUGAUUGUGACAUCAGUGGAUAAUCACUUUGAUGAUGAUGAUGUUUUGGAAUUGGAAUACUUUGAUUAUACAGAAUAAUUUCCAUGUAGAAAUAGUUUUAGUUAAGUUAAUUACUUUCUUAAUUAGAUACAGGUGCGUGCCUAAUUGUUGUAAAUUAAAUCCUCUUUUAAGUGUGACAGAGAACCUUGUUCUUGUUCAAUGCAUAUUAGUUAAGUUGCA
Hevea brasiliensis (rubber tree) is the source of this 1190-nucleotide messenger RNA. RefSeq names its product WRKY DNA-binding transcription factor 70. The coding region runs from base 75 to 1049 and encodes 324 amino acids. Gene Ontology annotation, biological process: regulation of DNA-templated transcription. Gene Ontology annotation, molecular function: DNA-binding transcription factor activity; sequence-specific DNA binding. The transcript has 3 exons. The record is from RefSeq and is a predicted model, not a curated record. Lineage: Eukaryota; Viridiplantae; Streptophyta; Magnoliopsida; Malpighiales; Euphorbiaceae.